Messenger RNA from Parnassius apollo (apollo), 489 nucleotides. The record is from the annotation of a GenBank genome assembly. Lineage: Eukaryota; Metazoa; Arthropoda; Insecta; Lepidoptera; Papilionidae.
AUGCCCGAUGGGCUGUUCGUUACUGAUGUUCCUAAGCUUCCUGAGCAUGACGGAUUUAAGAUAAUUACAUGCGAAUCGGCUCCAGCAUCAAUAAUGGCUAGCGAAAUGAUUUCUAAUAACAAUAACCCACCCCAAUCAGCACCUAUGCCUGUAAAUGUCAGUCCCAUGUCUUUGUGUAGCAGUAAAAUUAAUUUAAAUGGAGAUGACAACAUAAUACACAACUAUAAAGAUGUCAGUUCACCUAUCAGAGGGUCAAGUCCAAUUUCGGGUAUCGAACCAAUGCCACCUUCGACAGAUGAAGAACCUUUUUCUGAUUCUGGAUCUUCAUGGAUUCCGGACACAGAUGAAGAAAAUAAAAUAAAAAGGAAAAGUAGUUCUUUAAUAAACAUCAAUAUUUCAGUAGCUAAGAAGAAAAAAAGAGUUAAGAUAUUUGAACGAAUAAACCCCAUUUUGUCGAGUGACUUGAAGAUGAAACAGGUAAUAUUAUAA